Messenger RNA from Saxophila tyrrhenica, 1632 nucleotides. RefSeq lists its product as uncharacterized. The record is from RefSeq and is a predicted model, not a curated record. NCBI's taxonomy places the organism in Eukaryota, Fungi, Ascomycota, Dothideomycetes, Mycosphaerellales, Extremaceae. The transcript has 2 exons. Gene Ontology annotation, molecular function: protein binding. The coding region runs from base 1 to 1632 and encodes 543 amino acids.
AUGUCUUCUGGACAGGAAGCUGCUGGCAUGGCGGCGGACGGCAUGGCGGCGGGAGGACAAUCAGGCACGGGCAACGGAGGUACGUCGUCGUUCAGGGGUUCUUACAGAGACGCUCUUGUGAACAACGGGCCUCAGGGGCGGAACGCGGCCAACCAAGGUACAGUUUCGGCUUCAGACAAAGAGAAGGGCAGGGCCGUUGAUGAGGUCGGGCCUGAUGGCGGCGACAAGUUGGCGGAUAGGGUGGGCAAGCUCCGCAUCGAAGACAAGCAAGAGCAGGAGCCAGCUGCCACCCCCAACUCUCCGGAGGCCGAACAGCAGGCGACUCUCACGACAAGCCCUUGCAGCGCGGACGGUUCUGCCAAGGGGCCGUCAGCAUCGUCUGGCAGCUCCGACUUGAACCCGCAAGCCAGUGCGUUCAAGCCAGUCCCGCCACCCGCGGCUGCAUCGUCACCAAGCGCCGGAAAAGUGUUUGAAGCACGCGAGGUCGCAUACGGCAACUUGGGGGUCUUUGCAGCCACCCGCAUUCCUCGUGGCACACUCAUCCUCGUUGAAGAACCGCUCCUCGCGACCACGAGCCUAGUUGCGCAGUCCGUGUGGGUCCCGUACUGCCAGCUCGACGACUCGGCAAAGGCGGCUUACGACUCGCUGUUUGCCUGUGCGCCUGAACACCUCGACCUCGAAUACAUUAGCCGCACAUGCUUGGUUGAACAGCACCUGCUUGCAGACGAGCUUGGAGUCAGGUCCAUCGUUGCCAAGCACGUCCGCGUCAUGAGCAUCUUCAUGAACAACAACAUCCAGACGCCAUUCGGCCAGUUCUGCAUCUACGUGAUUGCUUCUCGCUUCAACCACUCCUGUGUGCCGAACGUGUACCAGUCAUGGAACAGUACCACUAAGCAGCUCCAAGUCCAUGCUGUUCGAGACAUCGAGCCAGACGAGCAGCUCUACGUCACCUACCUCGGCAGUCAGGGGAAUUACUACCUUCGGUCCCAGCGCAUCGAGAUCCUGCGUUCGAACUUCGGCUUCACCUGUCAUUGCAAGUCGUGCGCGGAUCCGACCAACAAGUCAGACAAGCGUCGUGAGAGGACUGCCUUGGUGGGUUGGGGUCUCGAGCAAUUCGAAGCAGGGAUAGACGGAACCAGCAACCAGUACAUCCCGAACAACGCCGACAUCGCGCUGCUGCAGGCGAAAGAUUUUAUUGCGCUUCUGCUCAAUGAAGGCAUCCACACGCUCGAUCUCGCCAAAGCCUACCACACGGCUUCCGUACGUGCGCUUGCGGUAAAGGACUUCGACAAAGCGAUCGAUUUCUGCCACAAGGAGAUCGAAGUGGAGCGCAACUGCCUGGGCGUGGAGCGGGAGGGGUUGUUCACCAUGAGGAUGGCGGCUGAGUGCUGGAGGGCCGAAUUGCUGUACCGUAUUCGCAACGAGGCGGGAUACGAGCAGGCGAUUAAGUACAUGACUGAGGAAGAGAGGGAGACGAUCGAGGGAGCGGUGGAGGGAGCGCAAGAGGAAGGGCGGAAGAAGCACAAGAAGAGCAAGCGCAAGCCUAACAAGAAAGGUCAGGGGGAGGUGACCGGGUGGGAGCAGGGCGGAGGUCAGGGCGGGGAGACGUCGGCGCCGCCCUCCGGGUGGUGA